AUGGAUAGGAACUGGUUUUCUAUCACCGGACUCCUAUAUCCUCACAUCCCGCUGAAGGAGAGAGUGAAGAUAGCUCAAAAUUGGUAUGAUGGGGUCUGCAAAGGGGCUGUUCCUCUCAAAUGGAAAACAAAACUGUUGCCAUGGUUGCAGCUGGAUUGGGACACACUGUUUCUGUCUCAGGCUGCUGAUAUUGGAGCGUACCAUCUGUGGCAAGACUCCGGGAGGCUCCAGCGUAAGCCAUUUGAAAUCUACUCGGGACACAAGGGUGAUGUCUGUCGCUUUGUGUUGACGGACUCUCACCUGAUCAGUGGUGGAAGUGAUGGCAAGAUCCUGGUCCACAGCAGGAGGAGUGACAUGUCAAUCGAGUUAUCAGGUCAUAACCAGGAAGUCAACUGCCUGGACUCUAAAGAUGGACUCAUCGUCAGUGGAUCCAGAGACCAAACAGCCAGGGUCAGAACACUUUUACACACUGUGUCCCGGGUGGUCAAGGCAGCCAAGCACUGCCCCAACGUGGUGGGUUAA
Messenger RNA from Micropterus dolomieu (smallmouth bass), 522 nucleotides. Its product is annotated as F-box/WD repeat-containing protein 4-like. Gene Ontology annotation, molecular function: protein binding. Lineage: Eukaryota; Metazoa; Chordata; Actinopteri; Centrarchiformes; Centrarchidae. Bases 1 to 522 code for a protein of 173 amino acids. Gene Ontology annotation, cellular component: SCF ubiquitin ligase complex. Gene Ontology annotation, biological process: SCF-dependent proteasomal ubiquitin-dependent protein catabolic process. The record is from RefSeq and is a predicted model, not a curated record. The transcript has 5 exons.